AUGGCUGCUGUCUCUGGUAUGGAUGCAUCAACAGUAAUUGCCACAGUAGCAGCAGCAACAACAAUUGCCACAGUAGCAGCAGCAACAACAAUUGCCACAGUGGCAGCAGCAACAGCAAUUGCCACAGUAGCAGCAGCAACAUCAAUUGCCACAGUAGCAGCAGCAACAGCAAUUGCAACAGUAGCAGCAGCAAAACAGCAAUUGCCACAUAGCAGCAGCAACAGCAAUUGUCACAGUAGCAGCAGCAACAGCAAUUGCCAUAGUAGCAGCAGCAGCAGCAAAACAGCAAUUGCCACAGUAGUAGCAGCAACAGCAAUUGCCACAGUAGCAGCAGCAACAGCAAUUGCCACAGUAGCAGCAGCAACAGCAAUUGCCACAGUAGCAGCAGCAACAGCAAUUGCCACAGUAGCAGCAGCAACAGCAAUUGCCACAGUAGCAGCAGCAACAGCAAUUGCCACAGUAGCAGCAGCAACAGCAAUUGCCACAGUAGCAGCAGCAACAGCAAUUGCCACAGUAGCAGCAGCAACAGCAAUUGACACAGUAGUAGCAGUAACAGCAAUUGCCACAGUAGCAGCAGCAACAACAAUUGCCACAGUAGCAGCAACAACAGCAAUUGCCACAGUAGCAGCAACAACAGCAAUUGCCACAGUAGCAGCAGCAACAGCAAUUGCCACAGUAGCAGCAGCAACAGCAAUUGCCACAGUAGCAGCAGCAACAGCAAUUGCCACAGUAGCAGCAGCAACAGCAAUUGCCACAGUAGCAGCAGCAACAGCAAUUGACACAGUAGUAGCAGUAACAGCAAUUGCCACAGUAGCAGCAGCAACAACAAUUGCCACAGUAGCAGCAGCAACAGCAAUUGCCCCAGUAGCAGCAGCAACAGCAAUUGACACAGUAGCAGCAGCAACAGCAAUUGCCACAGAAGCAGCAGCAAAAGAAAUUGCCACAGUAGCAGCAGCAACAGCAAUUGCCCCAGUAGCAGCAGCAAAACAGCAAUUGCCACAGUAG
This is a messenger RNA of Mizuhopecten yessoensis (Yesso scallop), 1005 nucleotides long. Its product is annotated as cell wall integrity and stress response component 2-like. NCBI's taxonomy places the organism in Eukaryota, Metazoa, Mollusca, Bivalvia, Pectinida, Pectinidae. The transcript is spliced from 2 exons. Bases 1 to 1005 code for a protein of 334 amino acids. The record is from RefSeq and is a predicted model, not a curated record.